Molecule: messenger RNA, 390 nt
Organism: Alternaria arborescens
Lineage: Eukaryota; Fungi; Ascomycota; Dothideomycetes; Pleosporales; Pleosporaceae
Exons: 2
Coding region: 1-390 (129 amino acids)
Source: RefSeq, a predicted model, not a curated record
AUGAAGCUCGCCGCUGCUGGGGCUCUUAUGCUCUUUGCUCGUUCAAUCAUGGGCAAAGGCUGCCCAGACGGCCAAAUUGGUGUUGGCACCGUACAAACCUGUUUAAUCGUCAACAAUAUGCAGACUCAGUGCUCCGCGACGCAGGGUGUCGUCUUUGGAGAAGGCAACUGCGACCAAGCCGAUAUCGAGAACAUGUUCCAGAAGGACGGAUAUUGUCAGCCUAGAACUUUCCUUCAUGGCGCCAAGGUUUUCUGCGAAGACGAUGAUACGACCGUCACUUCUGUUGCAUACAAUCUAGCGACUUGGGGGAAUUGCAAAAAGCAAAAUAUUGAUUGUUCCGCUGGAGCACUGCAGUAUUUGUAUAUUAGUUACUGUUGCGAGAAGACGUAG